Girardinichthys multiradiatus is the source of this 1359-nucleotide messenger RNA. RefSeq names its product transcription factor Spi-C. The transcript is spliced from 6 exons. The record is from RefSeq and is a predicted model, not a curated record. Gene Ontology annotation, cellular component: nucleus. Gene Ontology annotation, molecular function: DNA-binding transcription factor activity, RNA polymerase II-specific; sequence-specific DNA binding. Lineage: Eukaryota; Metazoa; Chordata; Actinopteri; Cyprinodontiformes; Goodeidae. The coding region runs from base 90 to 908 and encodes 272 amino acids. Gene Ontology annotation, biological process: cell differentiation; regulation of transcription by RNA polymerase II.
GGAACAUCGAACAGGUGAGCACUCUUAUUCUCAUGUUGACACUCUUCACUGCACCAGACACCGGACUUAACAAAGAUUGUCUUUAAAGCAUGUUGACGGAGUUGGAGACGAUGGCUUAUGUGACUGAGGUAAAGCUGGGUGGAUGCCGGGGUUCCUGGAGUGGGUCACCUCCCUCGUCCUGUGCUGAGGUAGACCUGGAAGUCAUCGAGGAGUACCUGCAGGAGCAUUCGCUCGAAGUCCAACCUGCUCACACACCUGCAACAUCUAUGACAGCUAACAUGGGUCACCAAACACACACUCACUCCCACCAAGAUGCCAGGAUUGUAGAGAACAGCUGGUCAGGUCAGCAUGCAUAUGAGUGGUGCUAUGGCUGUCAUACUCCAAAUGAAGAAUACAAGGGGCCAGCUGCACAUCCAGCCUGGCCAAGUUCACAAGACAACCAGUGGGAACAUAUUACAUACUCUUACAAGGCUCCUGUAUAUAUUGAUUCAGAUUCACAGUCCAGCAGUUCCCAGUAUCAGGAUUACCAAGAUUCACCAUCACCACCCUCUGACAGAGGGGAGAGGAAAGGCAGAAUCUUGCCUCCGGUACCAUUAUCAGGAAAGAGGAAGGAGCGCCUGUUCCAGUUCCUGUUUGAGAUGCUCCAGACUCCAUCGAUGAGGAGCUGCAUCUGGUGGGUCCAGUCCUCCUCUGGAACCUUUCAGUUCUCCUCCCAGAACAAGGAGAGCCUAGCGCAGUUGUGGGGUCGCCGGAAGGGGAACCGCAAGACUAUGACCUACCAGAAGAUGGCACGGGCACUGAGAAACUACUCACGGACUGGCGAGAUUCACAAGGUGAAGAGGAAGCUCACGUACCGCUUUGAUGAGAAAACGCUGAGAGGCUUACAAGGAGACUCCAAGUUAGAGUAGUGAGCGUGACAAAGAGUGGACUUCAGAAGAUCUAAGGAUACACUUGACAUAUUUUGUACAGAUUGUGACUGUAAGGUAUUUUUCAAUGACCAAUGAAUACUAAGUAUUUCAAAAGCCAGAGCAUGAACUACUGUCAGUUUGAGCUUUUGUAGAUGCAGCAGUGAAGUUUGAAAGAGGGCUGAACAAGAAAUUAUGAAAGUGAUACAUGCAAACUUCAGGCUGUGAAUGAGCGGUCGGCUGGCAAUCACCAAGUAAAUCUAAAAGAUUAUAAGAUAUUAUCUACUUUAUAAGUAGAAUUUAAAUCAUUCUCUUAAUAAAAGUUGCUUUUCUUCCUUUUUGUGAUUCUGUGUUGCAGAUAUACAAAAGCACAUGAAAAUUUGUCUGUGUAAACCUGAUCUGUUUUUGUCAAAAUGUCUUGUUUAAGAUAAAAUAAAUCUAAAAAUGACUUGUA